This is a messenger RNA of Dunckerocampus dactyliophorus (ringed pipefish), 17666 nucleotides long. RefSeq names its product lysine (K)-specific methyltransferase 2Bb (gene kmt2bb). Gene Ontology annotation, cellular component: histone methyltransferase complex; nucleus. Gene Ontology annotation, biological process: positive regulation of DNA-templated transcription. NCBI's taxonomy places the organism in Eukaryota, Metazoa, Chordata, Actinopteri, Syngnathiformes, Syngnathidae. Gene Ontology annotation, molecular function: histone H3K4 methyltransferase activity; zinc ion binding; DNA binding. The record is from RefSeq and is a predicted model, not a curated record. The transcript is spliced from 36 exons. The coding region runs from base 66 to 11483 and encodes 3805 amino acids.
CCUCUUGUCUGUCUUUGCUCAAGCUGCUAGCCAUCGAUGUGUGUGUGUGUGUUGUUGUUGAAGCAAUGAUGGCGGCAGCGGGAUGCGGAUCAGCAACCGCGGCUGCCGGAGGAGGCCAAGGUGGAACCGCUACGGCCAGAGGUCGUUUUCCCGGUCGGCCUUGGUCAUCACGCAGUCGUUUACGCUCCGAGAAGCGAUGGCAACUCGGGCGAUCAGGCUUAGAAGGUGAUGAUGUGACUUGCGGAGGGCCCAGGCCCGCAAACCUGGUUGUAUCGUUAAACGAAGACCAGUCUCACUUGCGCUUACUUGGAAUAGAGGCGAGCCACAAGACCCUUGGUCAGGCUGGAUACAGCUCUAGUGGGAGUGAAGAGGUGAGGUCCCAAACCGACUCAGGAGGUGAUGAUUUCAGAGGUUUUGAAGCUGAAAGAAAAAGCUCUAAAGGAGCAAAAUGGUCUCGACAAAACCCUUCUAAAGGUGAUGUCAAAACAAAAUCUAAACGACAACGUGAUAAGAAGGUGCCCCUUAUUACGCCAGCCGAGGAGGCAGCUAUUUGUCCACCUGAUCCUGUGAAAGAUAAACAUUUGGCGGAGGUGAAGCACACCGCUUCUUCCAAAUCAGAGACUGCUAAAGGUUCCAGGAAACGCUCUAAAGCCAAGAACUCCGUGGAUCAGGAGUUGACCAAAGGCGAGGCGUUGUCACCAGCGCCAAGGAUUACAAUAAAGUUGGUGACUAAAAAGAAAAAUAAAACUGUAAAGGAGCCUCGUGAAAAGUCUGUCAAGAAGAUGAAGGGAAAAGGAAUUGCGGAACAGCCCCACGUCAACACCAGUCAGGCUGAACACAUUUCCAGUGCUCAUGUCAAAUUAAAAGCUGAGGCUGCACAAGACAAAGGAGUGGGGACUUUACCUGCGAGAAGACGUGGACGAUCUGCUUCAAAGGGAACAACAUCGCCCUGCCAGCCUCGUGCCAAUGUUGCUGCCGAGGACCGGAAGUCAGCUGAUCAAGCUGACACCGCAAUAGAGACUGUGCAGUCAAUAACAAAGGCAACGCAGUCCAAAUUUAAAAAAGCCAAUCAGAAAGUGAUUCGGAGAAGCAAGAGAGUCACCAACCCACUCUCAAUACCUGUCUCGAAUGGUGCUGCUGAACCAGAAAAUCCCAUAAAAAGUGAUUCCACUGUUGACACAAAGUCAAAAGUGUCCAGAAAAGUUGAAUCUAAACCACCAACGAGAAGGGGUGGACGGAGGCAAAGUAAGAGGCUAAACAAGAAGGACGUUUCAGUGGCAGAUAACCAUUCUCCAUCUUCCACAGAGACUGAUCAUUUAGCGGUGCAACCCAGUGACAGGUUACCUUCAAACGAGGAAGCGAGGGUCCCAAGUUUGAAGUUGAUAAAAAUCAAAAACCCAAAAUACGAUGCACAUUCCAGCGGGAAGCAUUCAGCUCGAAAAAAGAAGCGGAAAAAAUUCAUCUGGACUUUAUCAUUAGUUAAGUUAGGAAUUCAGACCCAGCCUGCUGAAAGCACUGUCAAACCGAGAGAGAAGAGGGGACAUGAAGUGGAUCUGCCCACUCUGUGCGGGAGUAUUGCAGACAGCAGUUUGACAGGAGUGGAACACGUUUCGCAAGUGGAUAACUCGGCUCCACAAGAGAGUAAUUCAACAGACAGCAAUGAGAAAGACAGCCAAAAAGACGCUGAUAUGACCGGUGAGAAAAAGUCCAUGUUGCAAGUGGAAGUUACAGCAGCAGGCGAAAAUGAAAGCUGUCAUCAAGAAGUCAAAAAUUCAGAUUACGGGAAAGUCCCACCUCUUCAAAUAAAAAAACUCUCCUCUCCUGGCAAACAUAAAAAAUCCAAGGCAUCCUUUUUGGUUCAACAAGUUAGCCCUGUGCCUGAAAAGAAAGACGACGCUCUCAAAGAAGGAGGUAAAGUUCAAGAGGAAAAAGAACUGUCUUUGGAUGCGGAAGUCCAGCCCACCAGGAGACUGCGGAGGAGAACGGCAAGCCUUGAGUCGCCUCCAAAAAAGCCCGACAGCCGUAAACCUGUAAAGACUCCGGCAAAGCGACGGUCGAGAACAAGUCCACGGGUGGAAAAAACACCCCAGAUGGAAGUUGCUGUCCCUGCUCAGGUUUUAAUAGAAGAAUUCAGUGCACCCGCUCUCCCUGAAAUGUCCUCACAGGAAACUAGCAUUAACACCUCUGAUAUUCCUGACAACAAUUCUGCAGUGAUAACGGAUGAUCCCUUACCGGUGCCUCGUGAAGAGUCUCUGCAGAAGACAAUAGAGAAUGAGAUUGACCUACAAAUGAAGGAGGCCAAACCAUUGCCUGUGCCUUUGAAACGUAGGAGAUAUCGAAAUAAUACAUUUGGGAAAAAGAGGUCUUCUAAAAAGAAGAAGACUGCUGUUUCUCAACAAAGCACUGUUGAUGCAGAGUUGGCCACUGUUGAAUCUGCUGGCACAGAGUCUGUCCUUCAGCAUGACAGUCAACCUUUAGCAACAGAAACAAGUCUGCCUGAGGCCGUAGACGAAAGCAUCCAGCCUGAGCCCUUGGAAGAAAGCAUCCUGCCUGAGGAAAAUGAGGUCACUGUAUUAGCGGAGGAAGAGCAGAGACAACCACCAGUAAAAGAGGAAACAGACAUUCAGUUAAUAGAUUGUCAGCAGUCGUUACCUUUGGAAAGUCAAGCAAGUGAUCCAAACGCAUUGUGCUUACCAAAGAAAUCCCGUAAAAAAGUAAAAAAGAAGCGUAAAAGUUUAAUUGGGCAGCGUCAGAAGCACAGGCACCGGAACAAGGAUGGAAAGUUUGCUCCACUUAAAUCACCAAAAAAUCAGGGAACAAUUGAAGAAGAUGCCGACAUUUCCAUCCAGUCAGAAGUUAGCGCUUCCUCCCCAGGUACUAAACUCGUUGGUGUGCAUAAAAAGUAUAAAAAGAGACCUUCACCUGGCCUUCACCUACACUCUAAAAGGCCAGAAUCUAUCGUUUCUACACUGAUAGAAAUAGGGCUUGACAAAGACAGCGAUAGUUUGAAACAGGAAGAAACUGACUCAAUAGUGGAUGGGUCACGAACAGAUGCUGCCGACCAGCCACCUGGCAAAACAAAGUUUGUGAAAAACAUCAAACACUUCAUAAUGCCUGUUGUAAGUGCUAGAUCCUCUCGAGUGAUCAAGACCCCACAACGAUUUAUGGAUGAUGUUGGAAUGUCUGUGUUGCCGCGGAGAAACUCGCCAAAAAAAGGUUUGCAACUGGGCUUGCAAAUUCGCACUGGAAAGAGGCGAGAUGAAGGGCCCGGCCGAGCCAUCUCCCCCAUCCUACCAGUUGACGAGGAAGACAUAUUGAGAGAAGCUCAGUUGGAUCUGGAUCUGUUUUCAUCAGACGAUCUGGACGACACAGCCGACAUAACUGACCUCUUUUCUGAGACAAAAAGCGUCAAGGGGCAAAAGAAGAGCUCCCUUCAGAAGAAUUCCAGUUUCAAAUGGGAUCUGCCUCCAGAGUUGACUGAGGAAAUUUUUACACUGGACAAAACUCCAGAGGACAAAUGUGAGGAUCUCUUUUUAUCUUCACCAGUUGAUAAACCCAGAGAAUGUCUAUCUAUUGGGCUUUUGGAUGCUCAAAAAAAGAAAUCACCCCUUAGGUUGAAUAAGCAAGCAGCACAUUUUAAGAUUUAUCAAAGAUUGAACAAGUUGCACAAAGGACUUCCCCCAAGCAAGACGGCAGCAGAAAUGGAAGGUGUGAGCAAAUCUCUUCAGCCGCCUGUCGAUUUAGCUGAAGGACUUGACGAUGAGGCCAUGAGCAUUAGCCUGAGGCAGCGCAGCGCAGACACUGUGAAGGAAAAAUCCAAACUCAAGAUAGAAGACGUUGACUCACCUGGGGUUGUGAGAAAAGUUUGUAUAAAAGCUACGAAGUCUAGGUUGCUUGCUUUUCAUAGUGCUGAUAAAGAGGAUUCAGUCGGCAACGACAACAUCAAGCUUCAUUCAGCCGAGCUCCAGUCAGGACAGCAGUCAGGUGUAGGUGAAGACGACCAUCCUGCAUCAGUGGGGAAAGGAGCUUCACAGAGGGCGCGGGUUACUGGUGCCAAUAAAAGAAUGCUCAACCUGCUCAGGAAGGCUAAAGCCCAGCUCAUGAAAAUUGAUCAGCAGAAACAUAUGAAGUCCUCUGGGCUGUUAUCAGGGCCAACUGGUGCUCGAUCGAGAAACUUGACCUCUAAAAGACAAAGAAGGAAGCAGAGGGUGCAGCUUGAUACCAAUGUUCCAAUCAAGACAGAGCAACCUCAAGGACAACCCCAGCUCAUCUCUCCGCUGUGCCAAGAGUUCCGUCAGGCAGGAGGUCCACGCAUCAAGCACGUUUGCAGAGCCGCUUCUGUGGUGCUUGGACAGCCUCGGGCCUUGGUACCAGAUGACAUUCCCAGGCUCAGCGCUCUGCCUCUUCACGAAAGAACAGGCAUCUCUCCUUCAGCUGUCACAAACGAUGUUGCAGAUGGCUCUCCUUCAGAAUCAGACAGUCCCGACUUCUCAGACUCAAAAGUCACUAAGGUCAAGAAGGCUUCAAGUUUUGUGAAACGAAAAGGACUCGGGCCAUUCGGGUACCGCUCUCGGAGGUGUGGUGUAUGCAAAGGCUGCAACCAUGAGGAUGAUUGUGGGACAUGCAUCAACUGCCUCGACAAACCCAAGUUUGGUGGUCCCAACACCAAACGACAGUGUUGCGUGUACAAGAGGUGUGAUCAGAUUGAAGAGAGGAAAGCACGACGACUGAGUGGGAGAACAGCACCCAAAGGUUCAAAACGACGGCGACCCUCUUUCAGUGGCGGGCAUUCAAGCAAUGAUGAAGGGAUGGAGGGUGCAGUCGACUCGCCUUCUGGUCUCCAAGGUGACAGUCAUAGUCCAUCUGUGAGGAAGCAGCCAAAACGGGUCGUGAAACCACGCGUCUACUUUGACCUGAUGGACUAUGAUUCAGAUCUGGAUGAAAAGACACUUAGCUCAGCAUCACCAGCUAGGAGAAGGGGCAAUGGAACUCGUUUGAGUCCAGACUUUGUUUCACUGGAUGGAUUCCUUGGAGAUAUAUCAGAUGAUGAGACGCGGCAUCGAAAAUCCAGUUCACACCGUGUGCCAUCUGUUCGACGUAAACCCGAUAAGGGUAUGUCAUCACAGGCACCCUUUGAGGAAACUCCUCCAAGUGUCCUAGCUGCCCUGGCUAAUGGAUUUGAGCAGAGAGAUGUUGAGCCUUCGAAACCCACCCAUAAAAUACGGGUUGACUUCAAGGAGGACUGUACUUUGGAAAAUGUGUGGAACAUGGGUGGUUUAAGUAUCUUGACCUCCGCACCCAACAUGCCACCGUAUGUGUGCCUCCUUUGUGCCAGUAAAGGGCAACAUGAGAUGUUGCAUUGCCAAGUGUGCUGUGAGCCUUUUCAUUGGUUUUGCCUUGAAGAGGCAGAGCGCCCCUCAGUGGAAAAUAAGGAAAACUGGUGUUGUCGUCACUGCAAGUUUUGCCAUGUAUGUGGCAGGAAAAACAAGCAAUCAAAGCCGUUGUUGGAGUGUGAAAGAUGUCAGAAUUGCUAUCACGCUUCCUGUCUCGGACCAAAUUAUCCAAAACAAAACAAGAAGAGGAAAGCUUGGGUUUGUAUGACAUGCAUCAGGUGUAAAAGUUGUGGGGUCACACCAGGGAAGAGCUGGGACAUAGACUGGAAUCACGAUAAAGGACUAUGUCCAGACUGUUCAAAUCUCUAUGAACAGGGUAACUAUUGCCCAAUCUGCUUCAAGUGCUAUGAGGACAAUGACUAUGACAGUCAGAUGAUGCAGUGUGGAACAUGUAACCACUGGGUACAUGCCAAGUGUGAGGAUCUGACAGAUGAACUGUAUGAGAUCCUAUCUAGUCUACCAGAGAGUGUGGUGUAUUCAUGUCGGCCCUGCAGUGUGACUCAGCCUAGUGCCUGGAGAGAACUGCUAUACAUCGAGCUUCGAUCUGGGGUGGAGAAAGUUCUAGCCUGCUUGCUGUCUUCCACUCUCACCCAGCAUCUUGUUACCUGCUCACAGUGUGAAAAGUCAGUGGACCCUGACAGUGGAAUAGAAGGACGACCAGCUUGUGAUCUCCGAGCUGUAGGCAAGAAGUUUGACAAGGGCCUUUACACCACGUUGAAAAUGUUCCAUGACGAUGUGGUGCAGGUGAUAAGAAACCAGCUCGAACAGGAGGAAGACCUUCCAGAAGAGGAAAGACCCACUGCCCUGGCACGCUCAUACUAUCUUAAGCUGCUUGAAGAAGUUUUCAAUUGGUUCAACAGUCAAGACCCAAAAGUGUGGAACCCCCGUACCAAAGAACUGCCCAUGGGGAUGCUGUCGCAUGCUGUUCAUCCUCCUACCAAUGAGCAUGUUUAUGCCCAGUGGCAAGAGAGGGAAGAACUCAUAUCAAGGGACCCAUUGGAACAUCUGCAGGAUGAUAACAGACAGAAUUUGGUGGAAACAAAAGAAGAGAUGACUGCUCCAAUGUCUGCAGAGGCAGCAAGCUGGAACCACAUAAAACACAGCAGGGACUUCAGGCUCAAAUCGAAAGGGAAACGGGGACGACAUCAGAAAGCAGAUAUAGACACUGGCUGGUCAAAGGAUGAUGAGAGACAGUGCUCCUUGUGCCAAAAAUAUGGAGAACGAAAACCUAAUGAUGCUGGUAGAUUGUUGUACCUGGGCCAGAAUGAGUGGGCGCAUGUCAACUGCUGUCUUUGGUCAGCAGAGGUGUUUGAAGAGGACGAUGGCUCUCUACUACAUGUGCACAGUGCUGUCACAAGGGGUCGCUUAAUGCGAUGUGAACGUUGCAACCAGCCGGGCGCCACAGUAGGCUGCUGCUUGACUUCCUGUCAGAGCAACUAUCACUUUAUGUGUGCCCGCUCCCGGCACUGUGUGUUCCAGGACGAUAAGAAGGUCUACUGCCACAAACACAAACAUCUGCUCAGUGGAAAGGUGAUCACCGGUCAAGAGUUUGAAGUAAAGCGACGAGUGUAUGUGGAUUUUGAAGGCAUCAGCCUCCGAAGGAAGUUCUUAACUGGUCUGGAACCGGAGUUAAUCAAUGUCAUGAUUGGUUCACUACAGAUUGAUAAGCUUGGUGUCCUGUCAGAACUAUCAGCCAACAAAGGAAAGUUGUUUCCUGUGGGAUUUCAGUGUUCGCGCUGGUACUGGAGCACAGUCAAUCCAGUGCAAAAAUGCAAAUACACAUGCACAGUCCGAGAAGUCCAACCUUUAAUACCAGAGAAACCUGAUGAGGACAUGCCUGACCAAGGAGAUAAUCACACCAUUGAGCACAACCCCUGUCCAUUACCAGAAACUGAGAACCAAGAGACAGACGCAUCAGAAACACAUCCUCAGCCCGAGGAACUGCUUGUCAGAGUUCUGUCUACAAAACCAGACUAUGGGACAAAGCCAAAGAUUUCCAGUUAUCCCCAAACCAGGAGACCAGCUGGAGGACUGUCCCGACCUUUGCCAUCGCCAGGAGCAAUCCCAACAAAACCUCACCACAUACUAACAGUAAGUGAUCUGGAAGAGACCCGGAGGGCGCGGCGCCACAACCCCCACUCACAGACAACAGGACUCCGCAGUAACAUGUCUCCUUCUACUCUGGGCCCCCCAACUGGACCAGUCACUCUCCGUGCAGGGAAAGCUUCCGUUCCAACUUCCCCACUAUUCCCAAGUGCUGGUUCAGACACCCUGAUAAAUUCUGUAUCAGCCCGCCUAGGUGGGGGCCGAAGUGCUUCCUCAGUCCGUUGCCCUGGUAACGCGAAAACCCAUUGUGCCUCAUCUUUCUUUCCUCAGUCUCCCUGGCAGGACAGUACAGGAACAUAUCCACCUCCAAGUCUGUCUUUGUCCUCAUCAAUACAGAAUUUACCCAGGACUAGAUUAUCUUUCGAUCUGAGCCAGUCUGAUUCUGUUGAGGUACCGCACAACUUCUUAGCUUCUCCAGAGCCGGAGGAUGUGUCUCCAGCAAAUGGCAGUUCACCCCAGGGUGGCGAACAGAAGGAUGAAGAGGAAUUUCGGUACAGUCCAUUCCACAAGGAUUCCAGUGUGGUUGUGGCCGAGGAGAUUGAAGAGACGCUCCUGAAUGAAGUUGUGGCUAUGAACUGUGGUGGACAAAUAGUGGUGGAAGGGGAUGAUCAAGAGGAAUUUUGGGGAAGAACCCAAGAAGUACAGAAAAGAAAGUCCCUUGUUGCCAGUCUGCCACGGUCAGCAGCCUCAGGCAGGAAUGACUUGGGGAACACCUCUUCAGAUGAUGAUCUGGAGCACUAUUUUGACUUCUCACGAACUAUUGUUAGCUGUCCUGGGUCUAAAGAUCAUUCCAAGUCUCCCACAUCUUCUUCCUCCCGGAGCAUGGCUCAAGUUGAUGGUGUGGAUGACGGAACAGAGAGUGAUGCAAGCGUCUCUACAAUUGAUGAUGCUCAGAAAGUUGGAGCUUCCGGUAAAACAGUCAUUCCAGCCAAGAACCUUAAUAACAGUGAGGUCUCUGAAAUUCAGAAUCAGACCCCCAAAGUGUCAUCCAGUGACAUGCGCAAAGAUUCCUCUCUGAACACCUUAUCUGCAGUCCAUAACCCCAUUGGCAUAGUUCAGAUCUUUCCAGGAUCUUCUACAGAGAUCAGCACUGGAUUGGUCCCUCCCCACAAAGAGGAAUGCUCUGACGCAAAGCAGGAAUAUGUGCUUCCUACCCUUAAGGGGCUGCCCAACCUAAUGACAAAGGUGCCUGAAAACCCCUCUUCUGGAAAGGUUUUACAAAGUUUCUGUCAAGGACCUGCCUCACGAAUCGAGCCCCAACAGGCUGAACCAUUAAACCCCCUAAAACCUGACAGCAGCCACAUUGUGUCUCCAGCUGAGGCUUGUACUGUGUUAGUUAAUCACCUAACAGGUAAUUCACUAGCAGGUUCACCUGACAAUACUCAGGGUGCUGUGCUGGAUCUUCAGUCCUCCCCCUUAAUAUCAACAGAUGUUCAAUGCCCUUCUCAUGGACUUUCAGAAUCUGUGCAGAUGUAUUCCUGUUUGCAUGGCGGAACCCAGCCUGCUCUCUCGAGUAUUACUCUACAGCCAGUGACCUCAUCACAGGACUCGGCCUUUCUUCAAAUGGAACCUUUGUCUACCAAACUAACCACUCUAAGUCCAGUUGGAGACCCGGCACAUACCAGGUUAAUUGAGUCACCCCAAAAUGAUCCAUUGCUCCCAGGAAACUGCGUCAAAGCAGAAACCUCUGGUACCAUCUCAGUACCCAUGCACUCCACACAAACACAGCCAUUGCGUUCAACAGCGGUCAACAUUGUUUCUUCCUCUGCCUCAGUAUCUUUUCAUCCUGGACUGACUCCAUCUGUCCCUUCUUCAAGCCAAACCACCUCAGCCUCUGUCAUGUUAAAUGGCUACAGCACUUCUUCCACGCAGAAGGAAGCUUCACCUGGCCACACAAUCUCAAUCAACUUUUCUACACCAAGGCCCGCUUUAGAACCUCAGCAGCCAGUCUUAUCGCAGGCUCUGCCUGGCCAUGCCAUUCUUACUGUGAAGGAAGUGGGCGGUCCAAAUGUUGACCCGACACCACAUGUCUUGUUGGUGAAUCGUCUUGGGCAGAUUUUUGUAAAGAACCCAGAGAGCAACACAUUCCAGCUACCAAAUCCAAAUUCCCCGUCCUUUAACUGCGUCACUCAGAUUGCCAGCCUUUUACAAAGCAAUGCACUGUCAGCCACGCUAGCAGCGGCCGGUAGCAUGUCCUCGCCACCUCCUGCCUCGAACGUGAUGUCAACCACUUCUGGGAUGGCUACUCCUGCAGAUCAGAAUCCCACCACAAUUACACAGCUGCUUACUCACAAUACAAAUGGGGCAUUGUCAUCGGUUAAUGUAAAGAAGCCAAGAAAGACUGCAAAAACACCCAAAGAUGAAACUGCUCCAGAAAAGAAAAAGCCAAAGAAAAAGAAAGAGUCCAGUGCAUCGAAAAAAUCGAAGCCAUCCAAAACUGUUGGGCAGUGUACUUUGUCACCUAAGAAUUCUGACAUAUCUCCUGCAGAGAGUGCUGAAGCAAUUAUCAACCAAGCAAUGGCAAGCAAUUACACACCCAAGUGGAGCGGGCUUCGGACACUCAGCCCCUCUUCAGUGGUUUUGCCCCCAGGUCUACUUAUUGAACCUGAGCCUCCAGCACCAUGUCCCAAACCUGCACCUCCUCCUGCUUCCCGCCCUCGCACCCAUGUCCGCAUGAAGAGAGUAUCUUCGCUUUCAGACCGAAUUGUCACCAAGAAGUCUAAAGUGGAUUUCCUUCCUUCUAAACCCACCAGCGAGGAGGAGAACAACCGACCAAACUUUCCAAGUGUGUCCAGCAGGGCUUCUGGAGUUCGUAUUAAGACCCCAACUGUCAAAGGAGUACUCAACCUGGACGAGCUUAAGCAAGAGCAUCCAAGUGAUUCUGACAGCUCAGAGUUUGAACCGUGGGACUCUCUGUCUCGAGGUGAACAUGGCAAGCAACAUGCUUGGGAGCCAGUGGGACACAGCAGUCUCAUUGACUGGAAGAAAUACUCUGGUGCUGUGUCCACCUCAGAUGAUGAAUCACCAAUGUCUGAUGAUGACGAAGAAUUUUUGCCAAACAAAGAUCAGCCACACUUACGAUUCGAGAUAAGCAGUGAUGAUGGCUUCAGUGUGGAGGCAGACAGUAUUGAGGUGGCUUGGAAAGCGGUAAUAGAUGGGGUGCAAGAAGCGCGAGCAAUCGCAAAGUUGAGACCUCUGGCUUUUCAGAGGAUGACUGGUGCCCGAAUGCUUGGUCUGGUUCAUGAUGCUGUGGUCUUCUUGCUGGAGCAACUUCAAGGAGCACACCGCUGUCAACAUCACUCGUUCCGUUUUUUCAAACAGUUCAGUCAGGAAGAUGACUUGCCUGUCAAUUCCACCGGCUGUGCCCGCUCCGAGCUCUACCUUAGGAAGUCUACAUUUGACAUGUUCAACUUCCUGGCAUCUCAGCAUCGGCAGCUUCCUGACAUUGGGCCUUAUGACGAUGAAGAAGAUGAUGUUCUUUUGAAGUCCACAAGACGGGCCACUAGUUUGGAGUUGCCCAUGGCUAUGCGAUUUAGACACUUGGAAAGGACGUCAAAGGAAGCUGUCGGCGUGUACAGAUCUGCUAUCCAUGGGCGCGGACUCUUCUGCAAGAGGAACAUCGAAGCAGGCGAGAUGGUGAUUGAGUAUGCUGGCACUGUCAUUCGCGCAGUGCUCACUGACAAACGGGAGAAGUACUACGAUGGCAAGGGUAUUGGCUGUUACAUGUUCCGCAUUGAUGAUUUUGAUGUGGUGGAUGCAACCAUGCACGGCAAUGCGGCCAGAUUCAUCAACCACUCGUGUGAGCCCAACUGCUACUCGCGAGUAAUCAACGUGGAGGGCCGAAAGCAUAUUGUCAUCUUUGCUUUGAGGAAGAUCUACAGGGGAGAGGAGCUCACUUACGAUUACAAGUUCCCCAUCGAGGAUGCCAGCAACAAGCUCAACUGUAACUGUGGGGCCCGGCGAUGUCGACGCUUCCUCAACUGAGAGAUUGCCCGUUUAAGACGGAGUGGGUGUUGUUAACUAGAAAGCCUUAAAUUAAGGUUGCACUGGAUGGAGCUCUAAGAUGUGGAAGGCACUAAGCAUAGGAAUUAGCCACUAUGGAGACUAGUUGACAGCGUUCUAUGUGUGUGGAACCAGAAGAAGAGAAUGUCCGACACUUAUACGUGUUUAAAGGUUCCGCUUAAGGCUGCCUUGUUAUACAAAGCUGGUCCAGCAGGGUCGCCACAUGAGAGAACACAAGAAUUUCCAGAGCAGCACGAUGUUUGGGCGGGGGCUCCAGACCCCAACCACAUUUUUUUGCCACACGUCAAGCCUUAUCUGUUAAAAACAAUGCUGAAAACCUACAACUCAGCUUUGAAAGAUUUUUUUAUGUUUUAGUCAUUUCUGGAGGGAGGGGUUGUCUUUCUUUAGAACCUGUGUAAUCACGCUAGCUCCAUCCUCGGGAGAAGGGAACAUUGUUACCCCAUCUGUGUUGUUGUGAGGUCAGUUCUUGAGCCAUAUAUUCACCCAAAACAUAUGUCAUGUUUUACACUUCUCUUAUCGUGGACAUUUUUUUUUUAAUUGCUUAUAAUUUUUCCAGAAUCAGAAGACAACCAUGGUGCUAAGCAUUGAAGUCUAUUUGACACCUUUGACUGAGAUGUUCUAAAAGAGCCCUGCAGCGGACAUGUAUGUUCAAGUACAGUCUAGCAAACAUUUUUUUUUUAGUCAUCAGCUUCUGUUUUGAGUUCAAAAUUGAAAAGAAACGGCCAAAAAACAUAAUACAUAUUUUUUCUUGUUGUAUAGAAUAUGUAGCAAACACUACCCAUACCAAAAGUUAAGAGUGAUGAAUCUCAGUUUUUAAAGAUAAUGUUUUAUUCCGCUCAUGGUUGCUACUCUAUUCCAAUAAGUCUUUGCGAUCCCACGUAAAUUCGCGUUUGGCAAAUUUCCUGCUACUGUUGAUUUGUAAAUCAGGGAGAGUGCUGGUAUAAAUUGUCACUGAGUGUGUGCAUUAGCUCCUGCAUCAGGCUUGUUGUAAACAUGGUGCACACCUCCUUUUCUUAAUGCAGCACUUGGGAUCACAACAAGCCGCCGUAAGUCAAAAUGGAGCUAGAGACAAUGCGCUCGGCACCUUAAUUAUAUUGAAAUGUUGUUCUUAGUCGGUGUUCAGUACUGUCAUUAAUAAGGUUAAUUGAAUUCACACUGUUUAGAAAUGAGUUGUGAUAUUUAUUCGCUUAUUGGAUUUACUUUUAUUGGUGAAAGGUUGCUGUUUGUAUAAAUGGUGGUGGUGUACAGCUCCAUUUGUAGUGCCCUUUUGUUGUUUUGUUUACAAGUGAUGUCCUUUGUUUCACUAAUUUACUUGAAUUUUCCUUUGAGGCAAUCGCGUCAUACAUUUAUGGCCUUUUUUUUUUUGACCGAAAUUGUUUCAAACCAGGUAUUUUUAAAGAUUAUUUUUUUAUUUAAUUUUAUGUUUUGUUGUCACAGUAAGUAACUGACGGUCUUAGAGUAAGCCACAGAAGUAAAAAGCGAGCACUGUUUGCCUCUUUAAAGUCAUGAUGAUCCUUUUCCUUCCCCCUGUACCUUAUUUUUCCAAACGUAUUUUCAACGGGGUCAUGUUUGUGUCUAGCUUUGAGUCCUUUCAUUUUGCAUGUCCAAUCACUGGGAUGGAGCCCAGAUUGAGUGUCAAUCACCUGGCUGACAAAAAAACAAAACAAAACAGAGUCACUCCCAACUCAUUGCAAGGAUUCUACCUCAGCUGUUUAGACAGAUGUUUGGGAAUACUGAUGCAAAAACAGAGGAUAACUCGGUUUUAAUGUCUACAGAGCUGGUGUGUGUGUGUGUGUGUGCGUGGGUACGUCUGUUUGUGUUGUUUUAGGUGUGUGUUUGCGAUGAAGGAUGCAAAGCUCUAGUCAAACCUGUAAAAAAAAAAAAAAAGAAAAACGAGAAGAAAAAUCAUGUCCAUCUCACCCAGAAUCUGUUCAUAAAGCUAUGUUAUAUUAUACACACAAAUAUAUAAAUAUAUAAAUAUAUAUAGUAGGGUUAUUUUAAAGUAAGUAAGUGUAAAAGACAAAAAUGAGAAAAUAUGUGAUCUUUAAAUUUAUGUCUUUGUUACCAUGUACAAAUAAACCCUGAGUUUGUAAAUAUUUGUAUACGUAUUUCUAAACCGGUUUAAUUUUUCUAUGCACUUUUUUUAUUUAUGAUGUUAUUUGCUUAAAUAAAGAUGUUUCAUCACAUGUUGUACUAUGUACAUGAUGUAUGUAUUUGUUUAUUUUUUAAACUAUGAAUAAUGUGUGAUAUCACGGCAUGUUAAGUGCAGUAGCAUACAGUAUACUGUACAGUAGAACAUCCAAAGUCGAAUGAGGCUGGUUGACUUUUUCGCGUAUAAAAUCAUUUUAAGGGAAUUAUCAGAUGGGUCUCAAACUGUUAUAAAACCUUUAUUAACUAAAUGGCCAUUGUUUUUUUUUUAUCUGUCAUAGAAGUAUACAGAGACGUUAACUACUGGCUAAUAAAUCUAAAAGUAAAGGUAAGAGUCUUUCUAAAAUUCUUCUGGAUUAUUGCUUAUGUGAGUGUUGACUUGUAUGUGAUGUGUACAGGUAGGUGCUGCUGAUGCUCCAGUCCGAGGGGAAGUCAUGCAACGGGUGGCUCUUGACGUGCCUCUGCAUGGCGACCAGGCUGCUGCAGAACUCCAGACACAAGGUGCACUGGUAAGGAGACGCACCACCGUGAGUCCGCAGGUGCUUGAUCAUGGCCGAGAAGUCACGAGAGCGCUGGCCGCAUAGACGACACUCGAAGGGCUUCUCACCUUGGGACAAAGAAAGGACAUGGGCUAAAAUAUUUAGAAUGAGGGUUUGGACCAGGGGUGUCCAAAGUGCAGCCCGGGGCUGUUUGUGUAUUGGCCCGUGGCACAUUAUAAAGUAUAAUUUAACAAGAAAAGUAAAAAAAAAAAAAUAGUAUAAUCAGCAGUAAUUUUACAAAAAGCCAAAAUAUUAAGAGAAAAACAAGAGAAUGAGAAUAGUGUAAUAUUACGAGGAAAAAAUGAUGUUUUGUUAGCAUAAAGCUGUGUUUUUUUUAAGUCACAAGUAAAAAAAAAACGAAUAAAGUUGUAAUUUUUGGAAAAUUAGGAUGUGGAAAUAAAAGAAUAAAGUCAAAAUCAUUGUGAGAAGAAAAUGUAAAAAAACAGUAGAAAGGCAAAGGCUGCUGUAAUUUUACAAGACUAAAGUCAAAAUAUUAACAAAAAAGGGUCAAUUUUAUGAUAGAAUACUUUACUAGCAUAGAGCUGAAAUAUUAAGAAAAACAAAGAUUUUGAGAAACAAAGUUGUAAUUUUCUGGAAUAUUAGAUUGGGGGAAAGUUACAAUGUGGGAAUAAGGUCACGAUAUUACAAAAAGAAACUUUAAAAAAUUUGCGAAAAAAACAACAGCAAAAACGACAAAAAAGAGCAAAGACCGAAGUUCAUUCUAAUACGCUUUUUGAACACACCUGGUUUAGACGUUAACGUGUCUGGACAAUUUGAAGUGAUGUAAUGUAUGUUUUCCUUUUUACAUGCAGAGCAAAUUCAUUACAUUUAGUUACAUUUAAUUGUGAAUAUUUAUGUUAGAUGUAUUUUGAUUUAUUUAUAUUUAAUGUAAUUUCUUUUAGUUUUUACCAGUUAUUUGACCUGCCUUCUGCAAAGGGCCAAAGAGAAAUCAAAUAUUAAAACUGAAUUUAUAUUUAGUUUGCCACCAUUGUCACGUCAAAGCAUACAUUUACGUAAUUUACAGAAAAUAAUUCUAAAAAACAAUUUCUUAACAUUAUUAUCGCACAAUUGCAUAUACAGUACUGCAUACAAAAAUAUUAUUCAAUUUUAACAAUUAUACUUUAUAUUAUCGUGCACUUUCUUUACAUACUACCUAUCUUGCUAGGUGGUAGCAUAUUAACAGUUAGCAUAUUAACAUUUUAACAGUUCACAUGUGAAAUAGUAUCUGCUCACAAAAUGCUUCUUGAGCUGUCUUCUGCUUUCUGGAUGUAGUACGACCCUGCUUUCUUAACGGUUACCAUGCAGACUGUUAGCAUUUUGCAUACAGUAUGAUGGUUAUUUAGCACUUCAGCACCUGUCCAUCAAAUCAAGAACACAAUGGCAAGUUCUGUUACUCCAUUUUGAAGUAUUGCCAUACCUGUGUGAACUCGAUGAUGUGCGUCCAGUUGAUGUUUGAGACUAAACUUUUUGGGACAGUGUAGGCACUGGUAGGGUCUUCCUCUGAGGUCUUGUCCAUUGGAUUGGGAAUGCCGAUCUUUCUCAAAGAGUCGACACCUUGCACGGGCUUCCACUGGUCAGACAAAAAGUGUUGCACGUGAAUAUUCAGGGGAAACACAAUUUGAAGGUGGAGUAGUUCCACUAAUGCAGCUGCCUUAAGGUUUAGAAAAUGUCCCACCUUGCACUAUUUAAUAAAUACUGUAUAUUGCCACUGUUAAAUCACCUGUGAUGCAUGAAGCCGCUUUGAGUCAGCAUCCUGUGCAGAACAUUGUGUUCACUUUCCUGACACUGCAUGUCUGAUUUUUGAAAUAAUACAAGUAUACUAGGUGAGGAAAUGUGGUAAAGUUGCCAUUGUGCCAUACAAUUGUCCCGCAUAGCCUUUCAGAAGGGACAGGAUCGUACGUUGGGUGGGUUUACUCAGGGUACACUGGUUUCCUUCCACUGUCCAAAAAACAUGUACAGUGGUGUGAAGUGUUUGCCUCUUUCCUGAUUUUUUUUUCAUGUUUGUCACACUUAAAUGUUUCAUAUCAUCAAACAAAUUGAAAUAUUAGUCAAUGACCCCACAACUUAACACAAAAUGCAGUUUUAAAAUGAAAUUUUAAAAAAAUAAAAAAAAAAAAUAAAAAAAUACAAACCUACAUGGCACUGUGUGAAAAAGUGAUUGCCCCCUAAACCUAAUAAAUGAUUGGGGCCCCCUUAGCAGCAACAACUGCAAUCAGUCAUUUGCGGUAACCUGCAAUGAAUGUCUUACAGCGCUGUGGAGGAAUUUUGGCCCACUCAUCUUUGCAGAAUUGUUGUGAUUCAGCCACAUUGGAGGGUUUUUGAGCACAAGCCGCCUUUUUAAGAUCAUGCCACAGCAUCUCAAUAGGAUUCAGGUCAGGACUUUUGACAAGGCCACUGCAAAGUCUUUUGAAUCAUUGUCCUGCUGCAGAACCCAGGUUGGUUUCCACUUGAGGUCACAAACAGAUGGCCGAACAUUCUCCUUGAGGACUUUUUGGUACACAGCAGGAUUCAUGGAUCUGUUUAUCACAGCAAGUUUUCCAGGUCCUGAAGCAGCAAAACAACCCCAGACCAUCACACUACCGCCACCAUAUUUUACUGUUGGUUUUAUGUUCUUUUUCUGAAAUGCGGCGUUAUUUUUACGCCAGAUGUAGUGGGCCACACUCCUUCCAAAAUGUACAACUUUUGUCUCUUCAGACCACAGAGUAAGUGUGACAAACAUGCAAAAAAAAAAACAUAUCAGGAAGGGGGCACUUUUUCACACUACUGUAUGUUAGGUUAAUUGGACACCUCGGUGUGGGUGUGAAUACAACAUUGAUGCAUUGCAUUAUUUUCAUCUGUGCAUCCAAAUAACCGCAACACAUUUCUCACAAAUUGUGGGUGCUUCAGUAAGUCAUCAGUAAGUCACAGACAAGUAUUAUCUAUAACAACACUGUACAUAUUUGCAUGAUUGCGUGCUGUUGUUUUUUGUGCACAAGCAACAUUUGUGUGCAGGACGUACUGUACUGCGUGUAUAGCUGUCUAGCUAGUAACCGCACAGCUCCACCAUCCUCUGGAAACCACAACUCUCUUCAACACUUUCCAUGGCGUAGCACAUAGACGCUGAGGUAAGAGGUCACGAUACUGUAAGUGCUCUUUUUAAAGUUACAUUGUAUUAUUGAUGACCCUCUGCACUAAACAUUAUGAGCUGUUAUGUGUCCAUUAUGACAUUGUUACCUGGUGAUGACGAGGCUGACUCCGGCUGCACUGGUUCACUACAGUGCGUGCAGCCUGUAACGGUGUCAGCUCGGUGCACAUUAGGGCAGCUGUGGAGAAGAUUAGUCAUGAAAAGUACUGUAACUGUACCUCUUUAUCUGUGAAAAAUAAUAACAGCAUACCAUAUUUGGUAUAUUGAGUAGUAAGUUGGUGUAUUAUGUUUGGAGCCAGUGUGCAGCACUAUGAGGCAGUGGAUGGGAAAUCA